AUGGACAAUACUACAUCCGGCUCUAAUGCCAUUGCCGAUACCAAUUUAUCACUGGCUAUCCGAAGUAAUCGAGGUUGUUGGACUUGUAGAAUUAGGAAAAAGAAAUGUGAUGAAUUACAACCUGGUUGCUCGAGAUGUGCCGAUGUUAAUGUAGAAUGUCGAUAUGGUCCAAAACCAAAAUGGAUAGAUGAUCCAAAAUUUGGGAAAAUAGAAUUGGAGAGGAUUAAAGCUAUUGUUGCUGCAUCCGCAAAUAAAAAGAGAGCCGCAUUUCGUGCGAGGAAAACUUCAAAUCCUACAUCAUCAUUACUCAAAUCAACACCAAAAUCAUCUAGUACGACGAAAAACCCUGGGAAAGAAAGCAAGCUUUCAAGUAUUGACAAUGUCGUCUCAAAAUCUACUAACAUGGAAAUGGUCCAUGAUAAAACCAUUGAACCUAAAUCUUCAUUAUUUCCAAAAUGGAUCGAGGAUCAAGAAGCAAGUUUAAUGAUGCAUUACCUCGAUCAUGUUUUCUUUAUCCAAUUUCGUUUUCAUACUCCAUCAUUAUCAUCUGGAAGAGGAUGGCUUUUAUCAUUAUUGAUCAGAACGAAACCUCUCUAUCAUGCAGCCUUGAGUUUAAGUGCUUUUCAUCGUCAAUCACUUCUUGUAGAACAGGAAAGUGGUCAAGCUGAGAUAGAUUAUCUUCAUGAAUUACGACAUCAUCAUGAUUUGACUCUGAAAGAGUUGAGAAAUUUUAUUCAAUCUAAUAAUAAAAAUGUUUCUGAGCAAGGUGCAUUUGAUGGAAAUAUUCAAAUUCUUGCUUGCAUGAUUCAAUUGAUUUCUUUUGAGCUCUUUCAUGGAGGUGUUAGCAAUUGGCAAGUUCAUCUACGAGCUGCAUCAGAACUUAUAUUGAUACUUCAUGAAGUAUCAAAUGGCGGUAUACCAAGUUCCGAGACAUCAUUAAUCUCUUCUCAAUGCUUCAACCAUCCUUAUGCACAUUCUCUUGAAUCUAUUACGAGUGGAAUUACGGUUUCUCGUGAUAGUGCAGCAUUAGAUUUCUUUACGGGUGCUAUUAUUUGGAUGGAUGCUUUAUCCUGUGUAUCUACAGGAUCUCAUCCCAUGGCUUUCCGAAUUUCACAAUCGACUCCUCUCGGCCAAAAAAUCCGACUCCUCGUAACCCGACCCCUCAAAGUGCGACCACAAAUUCAAUUACCCUCAAUCAUGGGGAUGUGA
Molecule: messenger RNA, 1209 nt
Organism: Sclerotinia sclerotiorum 1980 UF-70
Lineage: Eukaryota; Fungi; Ascomycota; Leotiomycetes; Helotiales; Sclerotiniaceae
Exons: 4
Coding region: 1-1209 (402 amino acids)
Biological process (GO): positive regulation of transcription by RNA polymerase II
Cellular component (GO): nucleus
Molecular function (GO): transcription cis-regulatory region binding; DNA-binding transcription factor activity, RNA polymerase II-specific; zinc ion binding
Source: RefSeq, a predicted model, not a curated record